Molecule: messenger RNA, 1941 nt
Organism: Papilio xuthus (Asian swallowtail)
Lineage: Eukaryota; Metazoa; Arthropoda; Insecta; Lepidoptera; Papilionidae
Gene: Mo25
Product: calcium binding protein Mo25
Exons: 7
Coding region: 168-1175 (335 amino acids)
Biological process (GO): intracellular signal transduction
Molecular function (GO): protein serine/threonine kinase activator activity
Source: RefSeq, a predicted model, not a curated record
UUGACAUCACAGCUGUUCGUUUCGUCUGGCUAUGGUCUAUCUCGCUAGAGUAUACCUAAAUUUUAAUUAUCAUAAAGUGAGUGAGGUUUAGUAUAAUUAGAGUACUUUAAGGUGUAAUCUUAUGUGGACAGGGUUUUCGAAUCAUCGGUAAAAAUUAUUGUAAUAACAUGCCUCUUUUUGGUAAGUCUCAAAAGAGCCCUGCGGAGCUCGUGAGAUCCCUAAAAGAUGCCGUUACGGCCUUAGAGAGAGGUGAUAAGAAAGCUGAAAAGGCUCAAGAAGAUGUUAGCAAAAACUUGGUUUUAAUAAAAAACAUGUUAUAUGGGACGUCUGAUGCAGAGCCACAGACGGACAUCAUAGUAGCCCAGCUAGCUCAGGAAUUGUACAACACCAAUCUUCUUCUCUUGCUGAUACAAAAUUUGAACCGAAUCGACUUCGAAGGGAAGAAAGAUGUAGCUCAAGUGUUCAAUAAUGUUUUAAGACGUCAAAUUGGGACCCGCUCACCGACAGUUGAGUACAUAUGUACUAAGCCAGAAAUAUUGUUCACCUUGAUGUCUGGGUAUGAACAUCAAGAAAUUGCAUCGAACUGUGGCACAAUGUUACGAGAAUGUGCCAGAUACGAGGCCUUAGCAAAGAUUAUGUUAUAUUCAGAUGACUUUUAUAAUUUCUUCCGUUAUGUAGAAGUUUCAACUUUUGAUAUCGCAUCGGAUGCCUUUUCUACUUUUAAGGAAUUGCUAACAAGACAUAAGAUGUUAUGUGCCGAAUUUUUAGAAGCAAACUACGAUAAGGUGUUUAGUCACUAUCAGCGGUUGUUAAAUUCUGAGAACUACGUGACACGACGGCAGAGCCUCAAGCUGCUCGGGGAGCUGCUGCUGGACCGACACAACUUCUCCAUAAUGACUCGCUACAUCACCAACCCAGACAAUCUCAAGCUUAUGAUGAACAUGCUUAAAGAAAAGUCACGUAAUAUACAAUUUGAGGCCUUUCAUGUUUUUAAGGUAUUUGUAGCAAACCCCAAUAAGCCGAAGCCAAUAUUGGAUAUACUGUUAAGGAAUCAAGACAAGCUAGUAGAUUUCCUAACAAAAUUCCACACGGAUCGUUCUGAAGACGAGCAAUUCAACGACGAGAAGGCUUACCUUAUAAAGCAAAUCAAAGAGCUUAAACCGUUAGAGCACUAACAUUUACUGCAUUUUAUUAUUGCCACUUCCUCCUCAGAAAGAAGUUAGUUAUAGAUGCUAAUAUAUUUAAACGCUUCUAAGUCAGGGGGGUGCGCGGCGCGAGGAUACCACCCCUCAAAUAACUUUGCUAUUCUGAUGGAUUCAACAUUCGAUCUGUGAUGACUCAGAGAAAGUAUAUUUGUGCUACGAGCAAAAUUAACAUUUUUUUAAAAAAAGGAAAAUAUUUGUAGGGAUUAGAGUUAUUUAAAUGGUUUCACUUAUGUCUUUUGUAAGUUGUUAAAACCAUUUAUUUUUUUUUAGUUUUUAUGACGUGUUUAGUGACAUCCCUGAAGUCAUGUUACAAAUAAUAAUUAUAUCACAAUUACUUUCAACCAUAAUAUUAUUUAGGUUUUUUUUUAUUUAAUAUAAAAUCCAGUAUAUUCAAUAUUAAAGUACUAUUUCUGAGGUACUUGUGGUGUGACUAGAUUUUUUGUAUGUUAUGUUAAAUGCUGAUGUAGGUAAUAAAAUGUUAAAAAUAGCUAUAUUUUAUAUAUUGCAAUAUUGUCAGUAUUGGUUAUUUACUGAGUAAAAAUAUUUUUUCACGCAUUAGUAAAAAGGUAAUUCAGUAAUCUGAUGUUUGUCAACAUUUUUUUUAUAAAAUUGUCCAAUUUUUUUUUGUUUAAAUUAAUUUAUCAGUCUCUAAAUUAUCGUAUCAAUUAUUUAAUGUUUAAAGUUUUAUAUUUUUUCUUUAAAGGAUUUUUUUUUAUUUGACACAGCCUCAUUUAUG